UUUUUUGUUGCCAUUAAUUUUCGCUAUGUUUUGGUAAUUUCUGCUGAUAGCUUUUUUUCUUUACUAAACACCUGCCCUUAAAUUUUAUUACUAAAUACUUAUGUCGAACCACAUUAAAGGCACUUGUGAAUUAUUUUGUCCAGAUGCGGAGGCCAAACUACGUAUAAAAGAAAGACUACUACAUUAUUAUGAACUGAAAAAUGGCGAAAAGAAUGUGCCAGGGCAGUUGGUGAAGGCAUUUGCCCGUUCAGCUGCGGGAGUUAAAGCACCCCGAGCAAAGGAUUUACGCACCGAGAUAUGUUUGCAAAGGACUGUGGAAUACUUAUUAAAAGAUAUAAUUUUAGACAAACGGCGAUCGUACAAUUUCAUGUAUGAUUUUAUAUUUGAUCGAUUACGCGCAGUUCGUCAGGAAGUAGUCAUGCAACAGUAUAAUGAGCGGCAAACUUUAAAGUUACUAGAACCAAUGAUAAUGUUUUUGGCUUACAGUCGUUAUAGACUUUGUGAAGAGCAAAUAGAUAAUUUUGAUGCGAAAAUUUGCAAUCAACAUUUGCAAGAAUGUCUGAAACGUGUUCUCUGUUGCUACGAUGAUAUUGAUGUAGACAAUCUGAAUUUAAGUGAGUUAAAUAGACGCAGCUUUGUUGAAGCAAUUUACCUUCUCUUCAAUUUGGGAACUACAGAAGCGCUUAACCGUGCACUAAGUUUGCCAACGGAAGUAUGCAAAAAUGAAACAUUUGAUUUAGCAUAUCGAAUAGCUAUAAACUACUAUCAAGGAAAUUUCUACCGCGUGCUAGUGGGUAUACAAAAACUGCCACAUAUUUUAAGUGCAAUGGCUGCUUUGAAAUUGCAGACAUUAAGACGAAAGGUGUACUUGGUAUUCGCACAUGCGUAUACAAGUAAGCAAUUAUUUGUGCCGGCUAGCUUUUUAUGCAAGUUGUUAUUAUAUGAAGACGUCAGUAAUUUAUUGGAAGACUGCAAAUAUUAUAAUAUAAAAUUAAGCGAAGACAAGUCAAGUUUACAGUUCCAGAAAUCGGAAUUUAAUAUAAAUGCAGUUACUUUGAAGGAGACACACGAAAGUUUUGUUGAGAAGAAACUUGCAAAAAUUUAUCUACCAGAAGUUUUACUCUUAAAACGUGUAUAAUAUAUGUAAAUACAUUUACGAAUUUGAUUUAUAUAUGGGGAUGUUUAGAUUGUAUUAUGAAAUAAAUGAAAAUUAUGAUGAAUUCAUAUACGAGUACAUAUAAAAGUGUCCAGUGA
Messenger RNA from Bactrocera neohumeralis, 1254 nucleotides. RefSeq names its product germinal-center associated nuclear protein. NCBI's taxonomy places the organism in Eukaryota, Metazoa, Arthropoda, Insecta, Diptera, Tephritidae. Gene Ontology annotation, biological process: spindle assembly; centrosome duplication. The transcript is spliced from 7 exons. Bases 101 to 1138 code for a protein of 345 amino acids. Gene Ontology annotation, cellular component: centrosome; nucleus; spindle. The record is from RefSeq and is a predicted model, not a curated record.